GAACGAGGUCUUCGAUUUAAACCAUGUCAAACUUCAAAGCAAAACUCCCGUUGUGCCCAUACUGACCCUCGUAUAAUUUCCACCAACAACAAUACUUUCCUUCCCCCUCACUAAACACAAAGAGGUAUUGCAUAUUUGCAUCAGAUGGGUUCCGAAGCAGAACUGGGGAAGCCACAUGCCAUAUGUAUCCCCUAUCCAGCACAAGGCCACAUCAACCCCAUGAUGAAACUUGCGAAGCUCCUUCACUUUCAGGGCUUUCAUAUCUCCUUCGUCAACACCCACUACAACCAUAAGCGCCUACUCAGAUCCCGAGGUCCUUCCUCCCUCAAAGGCCUCCGAGAUUUUCGUUUUCACUCCAUUCCCGAUGGUCUUCCGCCAUCUGACGCUGAAGCCACCCAGUCAAUCCCUGACAUCUGUGAAUCUGUUCCAAAGCACUGUCUGGAACCUUUCUGUGAGCUUAUCACUAAGCUUAAUGGUGGUGAGGAGUCCGAUGUGCCACCAGUGAGUUGUAUUAUAUCCGACGGGUGCAUGAGCUUUACGCUUAAAGCUGCCGAGAGGUUCGGGUUGCCGGAAGUACUGUUCUGGACGCCAAGUGCCUGCGGGCUUUUGGGUUACACUCGUUAUCGUGAACUUCUUCAGAGAGGGUAUACUCCCCUCAAAGAUAUGAACGACAUAACAAGUGGGUAUUUGGAAACAAGCUUGGAUUGGAUUCCUGGAAUGAAUAACAUACGACUAAGGGAUUUACCGAGUUUCAUUCGAACCACAGACAUAAACGACAUCUUGUUCAACUAUCUUAUGACCGAAGCAGAAACUCUUCCUAGGGGUACGGCUAUUGUGCUCAACACAUUUGAUGCCUUAGAACAAGAUAGUGUUAACCCUUUAAUUGAGAUAAACCCACGAACCUACACCAUAGGCCCACUACACUUGAUGCAACAACAUAUUCAUGAUGAUCGGCUCAAAGACAUUGGGUCCAACCUUUGGAAAGAAGAUGAGAGUUGCAUCAUGUGGCUAGACACAAAAGAUUUUGGCUCGGUUGUUUACGUGAACUUUGGAAGUAUUACAGUAAUGACAAAAGAACAACUCAUCGAGUUUGGAUGGGGUCUUGCUAAUAGCAAGAAGAAUUUCUUAUGGAUAACUAGACCGGACAUUGUGGGAGGCAAAGAGGCCUUGAUGCCACAAGAGUUUGUGGAUGAGACAAAAGAGAGAGGCUUGGUGACUAGUUGGUGUCCUCAAGAACAGGUUUUGAGGCAUUCAGCAAUCGGGGUAUUCUUGACUCACAGUGGAUGGAACUCAACUAUUGAGAGUAUUAGCAGCGGUGUUCCAGUGAUUUGUUGGCCGUUUUUUGCAGAGCAACAAACAAAUUGUCGGUAUAGUUGUGUAGAGUGGGGGAUUGGAAUUGAAAUUGAUACAGAUGUUAAGAGAGAGGAGGUGGAGGCUCAGGUGAGGGAUAUGAUGGAUGGGAAGAAAGGGAAGAUUAUGAAAAGUAAGACUUUGGAGUGGAAGAAGGAAGCAGAAGAAGCCGUUGCUAUUGCUGGAUCGUCUUAUCUCAACUUUGAAAAAUUAAUCAGUGAGGUUCUUUUAAGGAAGUGCAGUUGAUAUUUGGUUGCUAUUGGUCAAUAUGUCAACAAAAGUUUUGGAAAAAAACCACUCAGUUAAAUUGUUUCUUUUCCGGCAGCUUAAACAUCAUCAAAAAGAUAUUGCGAUCGUUUUAAAUCCAUCAUAAAUAAAUGAAAAAUGCGGAUGAUGUAUUGUUUACUUUUAAAACAUGAAAAGAUUUGCAACAACAUAUUAUAUAUUUAAAUAUUAUUAUUAGGCCA
Lactuca sativa (garden lettuce) is the source of this 1817-nucleotide messenger RNA. RefSeq names its product UDP-glycosyltransferase 85A8. Gene Ontology annotation, molecular function: quercetin 7-O-glucosyltransferase activity; quercetin 3-O-glucosyltransferase activity. Lineage: Eukaryota; Viridiplantae; Streptophyta; Magnoliopsida; Asterales; Asteraceae. The record is from RefSeq and is a predicted model, not a curated record.